AUUUGAUCAAAUACGUAAUGAAAGGAAGAAACAUACAAGUUUUUGUAGUUUUCUGUAUUUUGAUUAAUGCUUCAUACUCAUACAAAGCUACAACCUAUAUGUACAUCUUAGCUUAAGAAUGGGUUGGAUCUGUAUGCAAUGUUGAGCCUAGCUGUCCGUAUAUGGGAAAAUAUGAUGGACAACGCUGGAAUGUACAUGGUUUAUGGCCAAAUACUUAACUAGCUUCAUCUUGUGGAUCAAUCCAAUAUUGUAGAACAGAUCCAUAUGAUUCCUCUAAAAUAUACUAAAAUACUAAAGAUGUAUUGGAUGUUGUUUGGAAUGGCUUAUAUUCAGACACCGAAGCUUUUAGAGGGUAUAUAUAUAGGUUAUAUGGAGGUAUGAAUGGGAAAAACAUGGUACCUGCUACCCAGGGGAAGUCUCAUAGAAUUAUUUCUUUUAGACAGCAGCAGGAUUAGCAUAAAAAUACAACUAUUUUUCGAUUUUGGCUAAAUCUGGAAUUUAUCCUGAUGACAGUAGACAGUUGGUUGAAUCUGAUGUAAGAAAUGCCUUUGCAGCAGUAUUGGGUUCCAAUGUUAAAAUUACCUUCUCUUGUUUCAAAGAUUGUAUUUAAUAAUUUAAUUCGCCGUAGAAGUGACAGGGAAGUAUUUCUUAGGAUAACUAAAAGUUUGUUUUGAUGAGCAAUUAUAAAUUCGAACUUGCAAUUGCAAAUUGAGUUAAGAUGAUGGAGAGAUAGAGGAACAAUAGAAUGACUCCUAGUUUUCUGCUUAGCCAUUGGUUUCCUGUGGUUCUGUAUUCUACUAUCCAGAGUUGUGAU
This is a messenger RNA of Paramecium octaurelia, 814 nucleotides long. The record is from the annotation of a GenBank genome assembly. Lineage: Eukaryota; Ciliophora; Oligohymenophorea; Peniculida; Parameciidae.